GAGGGGCGUAAACAACAGCGUCAGUGACGCUUCGAUGUAGCUGGCUUUCAAGAGAGCUUGCUAGCCACUCGCUUCCUCAAAGUUUAACGUUAAUUUCAAAGCAAGAGGGGGAAGAAUAAUCAAAUAGAGCUGUCUGGUUGAACCAAGUCUCUGGGGUGUAUCACCAUAGUGCCAUGGAGUUUCCAGAUCUAGGAGAGCAUUGCUCUGAAAACUCCUGCAAGCAGCUGGAUUUCCUACCAUUGAGAUGUGAUGCCUGUGAAGAGAUUUUUUGUAAAGACCACAUAACCUAUGCAAAUCACAAAUGCAUGUCAUCCUACAAGAAGGAUAUCCAGGUCCCUGUGUGUCCUCUGUGCAACACCCCGAUCCCCAUCAAGAGAGGGGAAAUGCCAGACAUCAAGGUUGGGGAGCACAUCGAUCGCGAUUGCCAGUCGGACCCUGCUCAGAACAAGAGAAAGAUAUUUACAAACAAAUGCUCGAAAGGAGGCUGCAAGCAGAAAGAAAUGAUCCGAGUGACAUGUGACCAGUGCCACAUUAAUUAUUGUCUUAAACACCGACAUCCACUAGACCAUGACUGUAAGCCUGAAGACAAACCAGUCUCCAAAUCUGGAUUCGCUGCUUUCAUGCGGUCCCAAGGAGCAUCCUCUAGCAGUGCCUCCAUUUCAGGCAGUAGAGGAAGUUCUAGGCCUGUUUCUAAUGGGAAUGCUAGGACCCAAAGUAGUCGCAGCGCUCAGGCCAUUUAUAGUCCAGCUCCGGCCAUGCGGCCCCUUCCAGCACAGAAUGUAGUACCUGCUUCGGCAUCCUUUCAGGCUGGCCUGACUGAGGAGCAGGCCUUACAAAGAGCGCUGGAGAUGUCCUUGGCUGAGUCGGCUCGCAGCACAGUCCAACAGCCAACGCUCAGACCUGUGACUGACUGUAUGUGUGUGUCUGUUAUCCACCCUUUCUGCCCUCAGGAGCAGGAGGAUCUGGCUCUGGCUCAGGCCCUAGCUGCUAGUGAAGAAGAGUACAGACGCCAGCAGCGGAGACAACAGGUAUCCAGAAAACUUUGGCGUCAGUAGCAUGCUAACAGGACAGGACCUCACCUAGGAGAGAGAGUCCUCCAAGCAGUCUUCCUGCAGCCUAUCAUAAACCCAGACCAGUGUCUGAGCCCAAACUGCUACCACCAGUAAUCAACUAGCAACUGUGCUACAUCGAUGGAACCCUCCAGCAGAACUCUAACGUCCAGUAUCACUGAUCCCAACUAAUGAACAGUCUGGAACUUUCAUUGAGAUAUAUUGAAUAGUAUCACUGCUUUCUCUCUACUCAACACACCAUUCUAGACAGACUUUCUGUCCUGUUUACCAAUGGCUCUCUUAUGUACAUAUUUUCUAUGUUGAACAUGGACAUUUAACCUCAGCAUCAAUGUUUCUUGAAUAAAUUAUUUUAAAGAUG
Molecule: messenger RNA, 1428 nt
Organism: Oncorhynchus masou masou (cherry salmon)
Lineage: Eukaryota; Metazoa; Chordata; Actinopteri; Salmoniformes; Salmonidae
Product: AN1-type zinc finger protein 2B-like
Exons: 11
Coding region: 174-1055 (293 amino acids)
Biological process (GO): proteasome-mediated ubiquitin-dependent protein catabolic process; protein targeting to ER
Cellular component (GO): endoplasmic reticulum; cytoplasm
Molecular function (GO): zinc ion binding
Source: RefSeq, a predicted model, not a curated record